AUGUUGAAUGUUUCCAGGGUAUUCGAAGGGAGGUAUGUGACUUUGUUAUCCCAGUGGAAAUACGCGAGUACUUACCCUCAAUAUAAAGAACAGUUGUCCGCAGCUAAUAUCUAUGUGUCAGUCUUGUCUUCGAAUAAUCCAGAUAAUGAUGGUAAAAAUAAUAGUAGUAAUGAUGAUUAUAAUGAUAUAGAAGAUAAUGAUUGUGAUGAUGCUUAUGUUGUUGAUUAUUAUCAUGUUGAUGAUAAAAAAGAUUAUUAUCGUUAUGAUUAUAGUAUAAAUGAUAAUUAUAAUGAAGAUGAUGUGAAUGACGAUGACACUGAUAAUGUUACUGACGAUGAAAAUGAUGAGGAUGUUAAUGGUAUGCUACACAUACCAUGCUCAAUAAAGAUGGGAAUGGAGGAUAGAUCAAUACAAAAGUUCCAAAUAACAGCGUCAUCCAGUGAAACAGCUUUUCCACCAUACAAUGCAAGGCCAGAUUUAAGCGGCUGGUGCGCGUUGUUAACGGACGAAAAGCCAUAUAUCCAGGUUGAUUUGCUCGUUACAACUGUAGUUGAUGGUAUCACGAUAUUUAACUGGAACGAAACCAAGGAAUCUAUAAUUAGUAACACAUACCAAGCUACAAUUGCUCCUGUUGGAAGUCGAUCUUUUCAGCUAAUGUAUGGUUCCUCACUGAAUAAAUUUGUCCCAUAUAAUAACCGGAGUUUCCAGAUUGACAUGUCUUUAAAGUUCAAUACUGAGCAUCAUUUUGUGCUUUACAAACCAUUUGUUGCUAGAUACAUCAGGGUAUUUCCGCUCGCAAUAGGGACUCUUCCAUGUUUAAAGUUUGAACUAUACGGCUGCAGGAAACAAGGACAACCAUCUGUUUAUUGUCGGAAUGACACCUCUGCAGAACUUUUCACAGAUAUCAGCAUAUCACCGACAUUUGGAACUAGAUUUGCUGGUUACACUGAUACGCAGGCCGAGGAGUGUUUUAACAAAUGUAUGAAUGAAACAGACAAAUGCAGCUUCUUUGAAUAUUAUCGCAAUUUUACUUCGUAUCGUUAUAUGUGUAAUUUAUACUCAACUGAUGAAUUUAAACCACUAUCUGGCAACGAUGAGUUCUACAAGACACAAGCAAAAAGUAGCAGAGAAAUUUACUACGAGGAAGCAUUCGAAUAUUCUGCCUAUAGAGGCAUAUUUAUGUGUUGGAGAAAUACAACACAAUUCCAAGUACCUAGACUUAACCAGAGAUAUACUGGUUUGCUAUACCUGAAUGUGAGCGUUAUAUUAGGCAAACACCAAAGGAGAGUUAUCUUCAAUCCGGGAUACCCAUUUUACUACGACGCACCUCAAAUUUUCUCAUGGGCAAUUCAUGCAGACAACUACAUCAAAAUAGCAUUUUUAGACGUAUCAUUAAAAAGACCUGAUAACGAUAAUCCAUGUUUUAUUAACAUCGCCACCAACAAAACGUGUUCCAAUGACGUCAUUCUACUGUUUAAAAAGCAAAUAGAUUUCGGUUUGCUCAACAACAUAGAAGAUGGCGACUUGAGCAUAGAUUACAAUAGCAAUGGGUUUAAUCCAAUGAUUCGUACAGACGUUCGCUCGCUUUAUAUGUAUUUCUGGACAUACAGACAUGAGGGCGAGGGUCGAGGCUUCAGAGCUCUCUUGUUUUCAGAAGAGCAUCCAGAUUGUGGAUUGCCAGAUUGGGAUCAGGUUUACAGAUGUUAUGAAGGCAGUGUCCGGUUUGCCUCACCAGAACUAUGGCAAAUACCGCAUUCGGCACAUAAAUAUCGUUUUCUGUACCAACCAUCAAUUGAAGACGGAUACAUGCCUAACAUUAAAGUUACCUUUGAAGUGUUUGACGUAAGCUGCAAUACAGAUUCAAGUUUCACAAUAAAGGGACGUUGGAUCAACACUGAAAUUUGCAACCGCAAUAAACCUCAGAGAGCCAUGCUCUUACGUCUAGAGAUGGAAAUAACAUUCACUGUUGCAACAAACAGGGAGCCAUACUACCCUUUGGAAGGAUUUCAAAUACUUGCGCAACAAAUAAAUAGAGAAAAUAGUUCCAAGAUUCCAUCGCCUUCUUUCUUCGACAAUGUAGUUUUUGAAUGCUUUGAUCCCCCUUGUGCUGAGGUGUUGCCUUUUAGGGUUGAGGCAACAGAAUUGCAGCCACCGUUCAUCCAUGCGUGA
Molecule: messenger RNA, 2169 nt
Organism: Ruditapes philippinarum (Manila clam)
Lineage: Eukaryota; Metazoa; Mollusca; Bivalvia; Venerida; Veneridae
Exons: 11
Coding region: 1-2169 (722 amino acids)
Source: RefSeq, a predicted model, not a curated record